This is a messenger RNA of Phodopus roborovskii (desert hamster), 1386 nucleotides long. It is a transcript of the gene Misp3, whose product is annotated as MISP family member 3. The transcript is spliced from 3 exons. The record is from RefSeq and is a predicted model, not a curated record. Bases 489 to 1109 code for a protein of 206 amino acids. Lineage: Eukaryota; Metazoa; Chordata; Mammalia; Rodentia; Cricetidae.
CGUUCCAGGAGGCCAGAGGCGGGUCAAAGAAGAGUGCUGGCGACGCCUUAGUACUUGGGGCGGCGGCUGCAACCACAGGUACUGCGCAGGUAACCGCUUCCUACCUCUCUGGCAUCUCAAUCCCGGCUCUGAGAACUGAAUUUUUCAAGGUGCGUCUAACUCAACAUCCAGGCGCCCGCGACCGAAAGAGGAGUUCUGGAGUCACCUGAGUCUUAAGGUUACUUGCUCUGGGAGCCGCACAGCCAGGAGACCCAGGGUUGCCGAGGAGGCAGUGAGGUCCUGGAAACCUUGGAGACCUCGGAGCCAGAGAGCAGGUCCUGCAGGUGACAGCUGAUCAGGACACAGAGUGCCAGGACGGUCCGUAGCUGGGCCGCCUGGCACUUGGAUAACGGGGGUACUGAAUAGUGCCCCUCUCUCGGCUCGGACGCUUCCCGGUGUGUUUUCUGCUGAGGCCGGCAGCAUCUCACCCAGCGCCUGCGGAACUGCUGAUGGAGACGCCCAUCCAGCGCGAAAUCCGCCGCAGUUGCGAGCGCGAGGAGAGCCUGCGCCGGAGCCGGGGUCUGAGUCCCGGCCGUGCGGGCGAGGAGCUCGUCGAGUUGCGCAUGCGGCCGGUGCUCAACCGGCCCGGCCCCGGCCCCCCACUGCCGCGCGCCCUGGAGCGCGCUCGGGCGGGCGCGAAGAUGCAACGGGACAUCGAACGCGAGGCUCACAGGCAGGCGGCGCUGGCGAGCCCCGCGGCUCCGGAGCCCAGCGUCAGGCGGCGGCCACAGCCGCUGGACGAACUCAAGCGCUUCUUUGAGGCCGCAGCGGAGGACGGCGGGGGUUUGCAGCGGCGGCCGGAGGCGGGAGGCUCGCUGCACCCCGCCGUUCAGGACGGCUGCCCGGUGCUGGGGCAGUCGCCAUCGCUUGUUUCCCCGUCACUGCUGGAGCAGGAGGUGCGCCAAGUGCGCGAGCGCGAACGGGAGCUGCAGUUGCAGCGGCGCAGCAUCUACGGGGCCGCUGAGGUUGGGGAGCCAGCGCCGAGCCUCACCCCGAGCAGGGGAGACGGAAAGUUGGCGGUGAUCUGGCCCCCGCGGAGAAGGGCCUCUGAGAACGGCCUGGAGAAGUAGGAGCGCAGACCCUGAGGUCCGCGAAGAUUGGGGCACACGGCCAGACGUGACAUACCCUUUAAAGAUUCAGGGUAGAAUUACCCUCCGGAUCAACAGAAGGCCUGAAGAGAAAGGGGCCAGCUCUCUUCAAUGGCAACUUGAAAUUCUGCCCAUCCUGAUACUGACUAUGGAAUUAACCACCUUUCUCCAUUAAAACUGUUUAGUCUUCAUUGGAAAACUAACAACCACCCGCAAAACCUGUGAGUGAAACACAAAAUAAAACCACACACACACACUU